Didymella exigua CBS 183.55 is the source of this 885-nucleotide messenger RNA. RefSeq lists its product as uncharacterized. The coding region runs from base 1 to 885 and encodes 294 amino acids. The record is from RefSeq and is a predicted model, not a curated record. The transcript has a single exon. Lineage: Eukaryota; Fungi; Ascomycota; Dothideomycetes; Pleosporales; Didymellaceae.
AUGAGCGCUGCCCAAGUAGCUCUCAAGGUCAACAUCGCAACACUAGAACUUGUGCGUCGGUUGCCGCUGGCUGAAUUGAGCGCUAUUGGAACGUGUCUUGCUACAGCCUUCAGCGACGACGAGGAACUUGUGAACAUUUUGUGGGUAGAGGUUGGCAACGACACAGAACGAGAAUGGCGCGAUGCGGAGCGCAGCUGGGACUGCUUUCCUGGUGGGCCAUAUCAGGCUUAUGAAAUGGAAGAACAUAGCCAUAACUCUAUGCUACGGCGGUCUUUCCGCCGCUUCGACGAAGCGGAACGCCAUCGACUUGCACACAGUGGCUUUUCUUCUAUGGCCCACUGGGCUUGUUUCCGCUAUCUUCGCCUCUCGGCGAGCAGCAACGAGUCUUUGUCACUACGUUCUGAUGUCGAAUACUCCUCACGUGGUCUGUCUCAAGCAAGCUCUGGACUACAGCAUAUCUUGGCUGCAUCGGAAACGUGCGUUCUACCAGGAAAUUCUGAUUUCUUCAUUGCUCCAUCGUCCUGGGAGGAUGAGGACCAGGACGUCGAGCUGACCGCCGAGGAGCUGAAGGCGAUUUUGCGCGCGGAGCGCCCGCCCAUGACGCCCUCUGAUUCCUCCUCGAACUACGCAGUCGAGAUGAAGGCCAUUCAGUGGCCAUUCAAAUUGAGCGGAACGUCGUCAGGCUCCUCAGACAAAAAUUUCACUCGUGGCCCAUGGUCUCCUGGCAAGGGCACUGGCCCCAUCAUGUCGAGCGAGGAGUUCGAUGCUCUGCCAGAUUAUUCUGAUGUCGAAGAUGACUCACAUUGGGACAACAGAGUGAGCCAUAUCUUGGCGUUGAAUGAGUUCGUCGAGCUUGGAGAGGUGAUCUCUGGACGGAUUUGGUGA